AUCUUUUUCUCUUUCUCUAUUUUGUUUGAAUGUUAAGCUUAAAGAGAGGCUGAGUUUAGAUGGCAAUGAGCGCUUCUUCAUUGGUAAGAAUUAAUCCCAUUUCACAUCAUGGCAAAUCAUUCUGUACAAGAUUUGCUUAUCAAUCCUCUGGGCUUUCACUCCGAGCUUCUGCGAAUCCAAACCCAAAAGCCCGUUUCGUUGCGCGGCGGAGGGAGUCGACUACUGUUCAGCAACUCGAACGUCCUCUAGUUGAAUAUAUGCGAUUACCUGCCAGUCAAUAUUCUGUUCUGGAUGCUGAGAGGAUUGAGAGAGUAAAUGACAACACUUUCAGGUGUUAUGUUUAUAAAUUUAAGUUCUUCUCCUUUGAGAUUUGUCCAGUUUUGCUGGUUAGGGUGGAAGAGCAACCCGACGGGUGUUGCAUUAAACUCCUGUCCUGCAAGCUUGAAGGUUCGCCAAUGGUUGCUGCUCAGAAUGAUAAGUUUGAUGCUUUGAUGGUGAACCGGAUAUCGUGUGGUAGCAAUAGCAAGAAUUCGUUGGUGCAGCAGCUCUCUUCAGAUACUAUAAUUGAGGUGAGUGUUGAAAUUCCUUUUGCUUUCCAAUUAAUACCGAAGGAAGCAAUUGAAUCAGCUGGGACUCAAGUUCUUGAACAAAUAUUGAGAGUUAUGCUUCCCCGCUUUAUGGCACAGCUUGUGAAAGAUUACCAAGCCUGGGCUUCAGGAGAUACCUCAAGGCAGCCCCUAGGGACAGGUGAGAUUUGAAGUCAAGGAUCAUGGCAGUGAUUGCCAAAAAUGGUGAUAUUCCUGUUUUGAGUUUGUGGAAACGCUCCCUCAUUUUGUGUACAUAGUAAAUUCCCUUUGUUGAGUGCAAAAAAAAAAAAAAAAAAAAAGAAAUUCCCUUUUGGUUUGUAAAUUAAGGAUAAAAGGGGUUCUUUUCUUUUCUUCUUCUUCUUUUUUCUUUGUUUCUUUGGGAGGGGAUCCAGAAAAGUUACAGGUGGUUAUGAUACAUUACUGAUAGAAUUAUAAAGGAAAAUGAAUGAUGCAAAUGUGCUCAGCGGCUCAAAAGACAGAAAAGUACCAGCAGAUACUUCAUGUUGGCAGUCCAUGCAUGCCAAUUUUAUGACUACUAAUCCCUCUGGCGGCUUUCUAGAAUUAAUCCAUGGUUCCUAAUAUAAGUCAUCUAGAGGGUGAUUAACUAACAUUUUUCGAUUUUAUCCCUGCUGCAAGUUAUUAAAAGGAAACUUUAAUUCUAAUUCGUUGUUUCUGUAUGGCUAUUCAAAUGCCAUGUUUUU
Molecule: messenger RNA, 1288 nt
Organism: Neltuma alba
Lineage: Eukaryota; Viridiplantae; Streptophyta; Magnoliopsida; Fabales; Fabaceae
Exons: 6
Coding region: 60-758 (232 amino acids)
Source: RefSeq, a predicted model, not a curated record